AAACAGCCACUUACCUGUCCCUCGGUCCCACGGUGCCCUCGCCGCAGCCCUUUUCACCAACAGUUCUGGUCUUCAGUGUGGGCACCUGGCUGUGACAGCUUGCGGCUUCACAGCCAGGUGCCCACUGUGCAUGUGCGAGUAGCGCGGCGGUUCCUGAAUGGCCCCGUAGUCUUCUGGGACCUGUCACGUGUCCCACAAGACUACAAGGAGGGAGGGGAGGAGGACAACUUCUGCUUCCGAUCACCUAGGCGAUCGCAGCGGAAGUGGGAGCGGGUACCUGUCAAUUUCGGGUACCCGCUCCCCAAAGGUGCCAAUCCUUAAUGGGGAGCGGGGGGACCAAUCUUUAAAGCAGAACUUCCUCUUUUGGGUGGAACCCCGCUUUAACAAAGAUUCUA
Messenger RNA from Staurois parvus, 395 nucleotides. The record is from the annotation of a GenBank genome assembly. Lineage: Eukaryota; Metazoa; Chordata; Amphibia; Anura; Ranidae.